Molecule: messenger RNA, 2813 nt
Organism: Ictidomys tridecemlineatus (thirteen-lined ground squirrel)
Lineage: Eukaryota; Metazoa; Chordata; Mammalia; Rodentia; Sciuridae
Gene: Rag2
Product: recombination activating 2
Biological process (GO): V(D)J recombination
Cellular component (GO): nucleus; DNA recombinase complex
Molecular function (GO): protein binding; sequence-specific DNA binding
Source: RefSeq, a predicted model, not a curated record
GAUCUACCCACAAUCAGAAAAUGUCACUGCAGAUGAUAACAAUCAGUAAUAAUAUAGCCUUAAUUCAACCAGGCUUCUCACUGAUGAAUUUUGAUGGACAAAUUUUCUUCUUUGGCCAGAAAGGCUGGCCUAAGAGAUCCUGCCCUACUGGAGUUUUCCAUUUUGACAUAAAGCAUAACCAUCUCAAACUGAAGCCUGCAAUUUUCUCUAAGGAUUCCUGCUACCUUCCUCCUCUUCGUUACCCAGCCAUCUGCACAUUCAAAGGAAGCUUGGAGUCUGAAAGGCAAUAUAUCAUUCACGGAGGGAAAACACCAAACAAUGAGCUUUCAGAUAAGAUUUAUUUCAUGUCUGUUGUUUGCAAGAACAACAAAAAAGUUACUUUCCGCUGCACAGAGAAAGACUUGGUGGGAGAUGUUCCUGAAGCCAGAUAUGGUCAUUCCAUUGACAUGGUAUAUAGUCGAGGCAAAAGCAUGGGUGUUCUCUUUGGAGGACGCUCAUACAUGCCUUCCACCCAAAGAACCACAGAAAAAUGGAAUAGUGUAACUGACUGCCUUCCCCAUAUUUACUUGGUGGAUUUUGAAUUUGGAUGUGCUACAUCAUACAUUCUUCCAGAACUUCAGGAUGGGCUGUCUUUUCAUGUCUCUAUUGCCAAAAAUGAUACCAUUUAUAUCUUAGGAGGACAUUCUCUUGCCAAUAACAUCCGCCCUGCCAACCUGUACAGAAUAAAGGUUGAUCUUCCCUUAGGUAGCCCAGCUGUGAAUUGCACAGUCUUGCCGGGAGGAAUCUCUGUCUCCAGUGCAAUUCUGACUCAAAUUAACAGUGACGAAUUCGUUAUUGUUGGUGGCUAUCAGUUUGAAAAUCAAAAGAGAAUGGUCUGCAACAUUAUCUCUUUAGAGGAUAGCAAGAUAGAGAUUCGUGAGAUGGAGACCCCAGAUUGGACCUCAGAUAUUAAGCACAGCAAGAUAUGGUUUGGAAGUAACAUGGGAAACGGGACAGUUUUCCUUGGCAUACCAGGAGACAAUAAACAGGCUGUUUCUGAUGCAUUCUAUUUUUAUAUGUUAAGAUGCUCUGAAGAUGAUGUGAAUGAAGAUCAGAAAACAUUCACAAACAGUCAGACAUCAACAGAAGAUCCAGGAGACUCCACUCCCUUUGAAGAUUCAGAAGAAUUUUGUUUCAGUGCAGAAGCAAAUAGCUUUGAUGGUGAUGAUGAAUUUGACACCUAUAAUGAAGAUGACGAGGAAGAUGAGUCUGUGACAGGCUACUGGAUAACAUGCUGUCCUACUUGUAAUGUGGAUAUCAACACGUGGGUACCAUUUUAUUCAACUGAGCUCAACAAACCUGCCAUGAUCUACUGUUCUCAUGGAGAUGGGCACUGGGUCCAUGCCCAGUGCAUGGAUCUGGCAGAACGUACACUCAUCCAUCUGUCAGAAGGAAGCAGUAAGUAUUACUGCAAUGAGCAUGUGGAGAUUGCAAGAGCUCUACAAACUCCUAAAAGAGCCCUACCCUUACAAAAGCCUCCAAUGAAAUCUCUCCGCAAAAAAGGUUCUGGGAAAGUUUUGACUCCUGCCAAGAAAUCUUUCCUUAGAAGGUUGUUUGAUUAGAUUUCGGGGAAGGGGAGACCUUUAAGAUUCAAGUACAUUUGUUGCAUUUAUUUUAACAAUGAGAAAAAUAUUUCAAUUUUAAUUGAAAAUGCUUAUUUUCUUUUAGACUAUGUGAGUUGUUAGAGGUUUAACACAAUGCUAAAUACUGUUCUUCCAAAUCCUAAAAAUUUUUAAAAUAUUUGACUCAAAAUAUCUGAAAUGAGAAUUUUUAUCUGAUAUUUUCACUCAAGAAAUAUUAAACACAAAACAAUAGUGAUGAUCAAAGUAUGUUUAUAUUCCUUGUAUUAUUUUUGGUAACAACCUAGAGAGUAGUUGAGAUAUCCUUAACCAAUAAAGAAACUAAUAAACAAAAGAUUAAAUUAAUUAUUUUGUGCAAGGUAUCAAUUUGGGAAUUAAAACCUAGAUCAAUUAUUUCCCACACUAUUGCUCUUCAUACGCCUUUAAGCAGCCCCUUGGAUUAUGCCCAUGAACAGAAUGUCUUAGGUAGUCUUAUAAUUUUCACUGACAUGCAGGAAGAAAUCAUUUCAAAUUUGUUAUAUUCCCUUGAAGCAUCUGCACGCACUUUCUUCAAAGAUCUCCCUCCCUGUUAUUUGAUACAUUGAUGAUGUGUCAAAUGCACUUAUUGUACCAUGUAUUUGAAGGCAUAUUCACCAGAAAAAAAACAAAUCCUCUAUUACUAGGAUCCUGGGAAAAGAGGGGAAUGAGAAUACAUUCAUAAGUGACCACCAAAUACAUAUCAUGGAGAAUAAUAAUAUUGUUUCCCAAAAUAAUGAAAGUUUUAAGCAUUUUAUGAAGUUAACAGGAAGUAGAUUGCAAACCGGUAAAAAGAAAUCUGUGCAAGUGUGUGCCUAGUAAACUUGUGGAGUUUGCUCUCCUUAAAUAUUAUAAAAUCUGAGAACUUGACCAAAUUUCAAUAAAGUUAAAAAGACUGUUAAUUAUGACUCUUCGAGACAUCAAUUGGUAACGAAUUUAGAAACAAAUGUUUUCCCCCUAGAAUAUUUUUCUGGAAAAGCAUUUAACCUCAUCUUAAGAUCUUCAGCUUUAGUCUUGUAUUCAUCAUUCUUCAGAAUCCACAGUUCUUAAGGUAAUAUUUUCCAAACAUGAACUAUACAGGAGAUGAAGUUCUGUUAAUACUUGCAUGUCUCAGAUACUGGAAUUAACUUUAAUAAACCAAAUCAUGUUCAUUUUCUUUCAGUAAUGUUGCUUGAUGAA